CGGAGAUUUGGACCGCCAAACCAUAUGAAAGACGUCAUGUCGUUGCUAAUUUUAUUAUUCUCACAUUUUCUUUUGAAAGCAACACGCGACGAUCACAGUCGCAUAGCAUACACAAAUUUUUUCUUUUAGGGGUUAAUUCUGGGUGUUUUAUAUUGUAUUGCUUUAUGGGUUCGCCUAAUCCAAGAUGAUUCUAAUGGGCAGUUGACAGGAGAUAUCUUACUAAGUUCGGGUUCAUGGAAGUUGCAUGCGCUGGUUCUGAUGGGGCAAGUGAUGUGAAAAAGACAUAUAGAGAGCAGAGAGAAGCUCUGCAAGGGGAGCCUAAAUGUGUUUUAUGUGGUCGUUAUGGGGAGUAUAUAUGCGAUGAGACUGAUGAUGAUAUUUGUAGCUUGGAAUGCAAACAAAUUCUUCUAGGCGGGGUUGGUAAAUCUGAUAUUUCAGUUGGUAUUCCACCUCCUAGAAGAUUAGCUGCAACUGAUGAGUGCUUCUAUGUUAGAGAAAAUGGAACAUCCUCUUUAACUAAUGAUCAGACUGAAUUACUGAGAAGGACACUUGAAAUCCAUGUUAAGGGCGAGCUGGUUCCAGAUCCCAUUUUGUCAUUCUCUUCUUGUAAUCUUCCUCAGAAGCUUCUGCUGAACUUAGAAGCUGCAGGAUAUGACCUGCCUACACCUGUCCAGAUGCAAGCAAUACCAACUGCUUUAAGCGGCAAAAGCCUGCUUGCUUCGGCUGACACGGGUUCUGGGAAAACUGCUUCCUAUCUAGUCCCUAUUAUUUCUUCUUGUGCUAGUUAUCGCCUUCAGCAUUCUUCUGACCGCAAGCCACUAGCAAUGGUCUUAACUCCUACUAGAGAGCUUUGUAUACAGGUUGAGGAUCAAGCUAAGUUGUUUGGUAAGGGCUUGCCUUUCAAGACAGCACUUGUGGUUGGUGGCGAUGCUAUGGCUGGACAGCUCUAUCGUAUUCAGCAAGGAGUUGAGCUGAUUGUAGGGACUCCAGGCAGGCUCAUUGAUCUUUUAACAAAGCAUGAUAUUGAGCUAGAUAAUGUGAUAAUAUUUGUCAUAGAUGAGGUGGACUGCAUGCUCCAAAGGGGCUUCCGAGAUCAGGUUAUGCAGAUAUUUUGGGCUCUCUCUCAACCCCAGGUUUUGCUGUACUCUGCAACAGUCACACAAGAGGUAGAGAAGAUGGCAAGCUCUAUGGCAAAAGAUAUGGCUCUUGUAUCCAUUGGCCAACCUAACAGGCCCAGUAAAGCUGUAAAGCAGCUGGCCAUCUGGGUUGAGCCGAAGCAAAAGAAGCAAAAGCUUUUUGAUAUAUUGAUGAGUAAGCAGCACUUUAUGCCACCAGCAGUUGUUUAUGUGGGUUCAAGGCUUGGGGCAGAUCUACUAUCUAAUGCAAUCACAGUCACCACAGGGUGGAAAUCUCUAUCCAUCCAUGGGGAGAAGUCCAUGAAGGAGAGAAGAGAGAUCAUGAAAUCUUUUUUGGUGGGGGAGGUUACUGUGAUUGUGGCCACUGGGGUUUUGGGUCGGGGAGUUGAUCUCUUUGGAGUGAGACAGGUAAUAAUAUUUGACAUGCCCAAUUCCAUUAAGGAGUACAUCCAUCAAAUUGGGAGGGCAUCUCGAAUGGGAGAGGGGGGUAUAGCAAUUGUCUUUGUUAAUGAGGAGAACAAAAAUUUAUUUCCGGAGUUCAUUGAAGUCUUAAAAUCUUCUGCAGCUGUGAUACCUCGCGAGCUUGCAAAUUCAAGGUAUUCUGUUGGCAAGGGCCAGAAAAAGCGAAAAUAUGGUUCUUGAAUCAUCAGAACCAUUUUUUGUUUCUUGGCUUCAUUUGAUAAUUGAAGAGGUGAAAAAUCCAUUCUGUUGCUACGUUGCUGACUUGUUCAACUGCUGGAUUGAUGUAGCAGGGAAACUUGCCAUGUUGAUGGGUGUUUCAUAAUUCCUUACUUGAGCAAGAAACCUUUACCAUUGGCUGCACGAUGAAGAUGAUUGCUAGAGGAAUAAGUAGCCUGUUUAGAUAGCAUGUAGCUACACAGCAUGAAGGUUAAAUAUUCUGCAAUUGUUUUCAUGUUUUUGAACUGAUUUUUUCCCUGCUGGUUAGUUCUGGUGGCUGUUAUUGAUACAAGUCAAGGACAAUCCAGAGUUCACAGAGAAGACUUUGCUAGUGCACCAUAAAUCUCGGUGAGGCUUAAGGUCAUGCAUGCUUGUCGGGGGAGGGUUUCAGACCCACUGUCCAGUUAAAUAUGGAAUUCUGGUUCUAUAGAUGAUAAUAAUUGGUACAAGAGCAAAGAUUCUUUGAAUGGCAGUCAUUGAAUUGAAACACUGGAAUCUUUUCAUUUUAUCAGCAGGGAGUUAUUUAAAGAAAAAUGAUGGGGCAGAGUGUAUAGGAACACUAGCACUUGAGGACCUCGAGUCUGUGCAGCAAUGGCGAACAAUAUUUCAGUUGAAAGAGCCUUUGGUAGUGACUUGAAAUGAUGUCUCUGACAAUUAAAGCAAUGACAGGGUCUAUGUAAAAAUCUGUAUACAAGCUUACUAAGAGAGCACUUGCAGGUAAUACUGGAAAAUGAUUGUCCAAAUUAGAGUAAUUUGUAAGUCCUAAAGCUAGAUAAAUAAAAGCAUACUUGUCAAGAGUAUGCAAGAUCCGACUUUUUAGAA
Messenger RNA from Ricinus communis (castor bean), 2636 nucleotides. RefSeq names its product DEAD-box ATP-dependent RNA helicase 41. The transcript is spliced from 2 exons. Lineage: Eukaryota; Viridiplantae; Streptophyta; Magnoliopsida; Malpighiales; Euphorbiaceae. The coding region runs from base 234 to 1778 and encodes 514 amino acids. The record is from RefSeq and is a predicted model, not a curated record. Gene Ontology annotation, molecular function: RNA helicase activity; ATP binding; RNA binding.